CCGGCGCAGAACCGCGCGCGAGGCGACGACUGCUUUGACGUCCUCGUCCAUGGUCUCCUGGCCGGCGCCAUGGCCGCCUCUUCUUCUCCGGCGGUCCCCUGCGAUUCAGCGUAACGCUUUUCCGGGAACCUGCCUUCAGAGCGCCACACGCGCGCCCUUCCUGAGCUGAAAGGUGCAGAGGCUGCGGAAUCCUACCUGCCGGGGCUGUCUCAUCAGAGGUGUGGAGCAUCGCGCUGGUGACUGCUGGACGAGCUCAGGACGACACGAUCUGGUGGGGCGAGCGUUCUGCGGGGCCGGGGACAUGGCGUCGCUCCAUAAAGAACCGCUGGAGAUGGCCCUGGCGAGGGCCUUUGGGGAGGGAGGGCCCCUCGCGGAGGUGUAUGUUGGAAAGAUGAGAUUCUCAAAGCUGAUCCUUGGGAUUUGCGGGAAGCUAGAGCGACUGAAAACGUUUCACGCAGACGAGAUUGCGUCCAUCAAAAAGGGUUUUGAAGAGGAGAAGAAGGAACUGCUGGGCCUCACUGCGGCCGCCAAGGGACAGCCAACCACCGCACGCCAAGUGGAGGCCCAGCCAGUCGCCAAGACUGGCGUGGAUGAGGCCAGGCUGGCUGGCAGCGCCGCAGAGGGACGACCUGGGGCGGAGUCCGCGGAUGUUGCAACGCUACGCGGGCUGCAGGCGCAGGUAGCGGAGCUGCGCGCAGAGCUGGAGGCAUGCGCUGCGGCGCAGGAGGAGAGCGUGACGGGCAUCCAGGUGGUGGCCGCGCAGGGAGCCAGGUCUGGCUGCCCAUCGUGCCAGGCGGUGAAGGCCACGGUGGGUGCCUGGCGCGCGGCAAACGGGCUGGCGGGCGCGGGCGAGACGGUGGCGAGCGCGUACGCGAAGCUGGACCUGCGCGACCGCGAGGCGCUGCUGGCCAUCCUGGACCUCGAGAAGGCCGCGCCCGCCGCGGGGCCGCACGACGCACCCCCCGUAGGCGACGAGCUGACAGCGGAGGGCCUGCUGGAGCGGAUGACCGACGCCAGUGCGGAAGGAGUCAAGCUGCGGGGCGGCAGCGCGGGCGCGGAGCGCGACGCGCGGGCGGCAGACGGGGACGUGGACGCGGGGUCGAGCCGCAGCAGCGACGAGACGUGGAGCUACGAGGAAGAGCAGAGAGGGGACUCGCGGGGGAGCGCGGCGGUGGCGCAAUUGGCGGCGCUGUCGGAGGCGCUGGACGCGGAGGCGGAGGCGCUCAAUCUGCGGCUGACGGCGGAGCGCGGGGUGGUGGGGGCGCCCGAGAGGAGCGACUGGGCGCAGGAAGCCAAGGAGGCGCGCGUGAGAAGGGCGGCCGCGGAGGCGCGUGCGCGGGGGGGCAAGGCGAAGGCUGCCUCGAGUAAGCCUCUGAAUGAGCCUUCGCGUCCCCCCAGCCGGCUGGGCCGCCUGCCCGUCAAGACCGCGCGCUACUCAGACAGCGAGUACGACUUCGAGCUGGAGGAGGCCCCCCCUGCGCGCAAGCGGCCGCGCCCCGACUCGCUGCGCCCGCUGGAGGAGCGGCCCAGCAUGCCGCCGCUCACGCCGAGCCCCACCUGGAAGCUGAACGCCCAGCCCGACUGGAAGCCCGCCGGGCCGUCCCCGCGCGCCGUGCUGGGCCUAGCCUCGCCGCAGGCAGCGCGGGGUGGAGCGGGGAGCCUGCCGACCCCGCGCGUGACCAAGGCGUUGGGAGGCGCCGACUUUGUGCGCGAGCUGGACGCGUUCUGCAAGCCCAAGCACGGCAAGGACGGGCCGCGCUUCGAGGGCAAGCUGCGAAUCUGGAAGAGCGGCGAGGUCGUCAUGUUCUGCCGCUGCGACGCCUGCACCGCCAAGCACGGGCCAGAGGGCGUGGGCAUGUCCCCGGUGGAGUUCGAGGUGCACGCGGGCCGCGGCGCGACCAAGAAGUGGCGCCACAGCAUCUGGGUGGCCUACCCGCAACUGCAUGGCCCACCGCAUGAGUCCACCAUAGAAAAGUGCGAGGAGCUCAACGGGGGCAAAAACCUCACCCCGGUCGGGCUUACCGCGCCCGGGGCCGCCACGCCCCGACCGCCGCCGCCGCCACCCGCCAUGCAGCGGCACGCGGACCAGCUAGUGCAGUGUAAAUCGUGUGGGAAAUGGCGGCGCUUCCGGCGUGCGGUGCCGUCCGACUUUGCGCGGGCGGCGCGCGCGGCGGCGGACCCCGACUGGAAGUGCGCGGACCACUACGACGCGAGCGUGGCGAGCUGCCACAUCCCGGAGGAGCGGUCGAGCCGCAACCGGCGGCCCGGGUGCGAGGCGUGCUACUUCAGCGAGCUCGGGUGCGCCAAGUGCCGCGACUGCACCGGCUGCAAUUACUGCCGCCCCGCGCAGCCGCCCGAGGUGGAACUGCUCGAGUGACAGGCGGCACUGGCGGGCCUUGCGAGGGACGGGGGAAUGUAUAGCGGUGUGUUUGUCAAUCCCGUGUAAGGGUUGCCCGUCAAAGGUAGCGGUCGCUAAUCUGGAAUUCAUAAAUGGUAAAGUUAAGAAUGUCGACACUGGCCAGUUCGUUGACCCCUUCAUCGUAGGCAGGGCUAUCCGCUUUGGAUUGGAUUGCGUUUUCCAAGCUUCUACUGAGUAAGUAACAUACCAUGGUCUAUAAUCAGGCUCUUGCAGUGAGGUUAUUUUCGUCAAUCUCUAGGCAGAUUGUUGCAUCGACUUCUGCACUUAUGAUUGGCCAGAUUUGUCAGCAUGCGGUGCCUGCGGUUAGGCAAGGCAAUACCUGCAGUCGGCCGGGCAGUCAGAAUCUUGAUGUAUGCCGGGACAAGAGACAAGCUCACUUGAUAAAUAUCGCCGCACUGUCUACGGCCCAUAAAACCAGGA
This is a messenger RNA of Klebsormidium nitens, 2839 nucleotides long. NCBI's taxonomy places the organism in Eukaryota, Viridiplantae, Streptophyta, Klebsormidiophyceae, Klebsormidiales, Klebsormidiaceae. The record is from the annotation of a GenBank genome assembly.